Paramecium primaurelia is the source of this 1670-nucleotide messenger RNA. The record is from the annotation of a GenBank genome assembly. Lineage: Eukaryota; Ciliophora; Oligohymenophorea; Peniculida; Parameciidae.
AUGAGUUUUCGUUAAACAAGAUGGAGAUUUUUGGCAGUGACUUUAGCUGCUUUAAUUCUUUUAGGAAAUAAUUAUUCAUUUGAUAAUCCUCAAGCCUUGCAAACAUAAAUUUAAUAAUAAUUAGGAAUUAGCAUUAUUCAGUUUAAUUUACUAUAUAGUGUUUUUGCUUUACCUAAUAUCUUUCUCACUAUUUUGGGAGGUAUGAUAAAUCAUCUAUAUUGUAGGAAUGAUAAUUGAUAGAUUAGGUGUAAGAUUUGGAAUCUUUACAUUUACUCUUAUAGUUACUAUUGGUUAAUUAAUAAUAGCGUUGGGUGGCUAAUUCAAUCAAUAUUCCUUAAUGUUAUUAGGAAGAGCAAUAUUUGGUGUGGCUAGUGAAAAUUUAAUUAUUGCAUAAAGUACAUUUGUCAGUUUAUGGUUUAAGGGUUCAGAAUUAGCAACUGUAAUAUAUUCUAAGUUAAUAUAGGCUAUGGGAAUAAUAAUGACUGUUCCAGAAUUAGGAGGUGCUCUUAAUAGUUUAUUGACUCCAUUAAUCUAUUAAUCUAGUCAAAAAUUAUCAGUACCACUUUUUGCCAGUGUAGGAUUUUGUUUAUUCUCAUUUAUUUGUGGAAUGAUUUUGGUAUACCUAGAUAAAUAUGCUGAAAAAUAUGAUUAAAGAUGUGAGUAAUAAAUUUGAUAUACUCCUUUAUAGAAUCUGAUUCUGAAUAUGUAUUGGAAUAAAAUAUUAUGGAAAAAGAAGAAGGAGAUGAAGAUGAAGAAGAGGAGAAAUUAGAAGAAUCAAAAGAAGAAAUUAGUUUAAAGGAUCUUAAAUAAUUAUCAGGAACAGUUUGGAUCCUAUUAAUGAUCUGCACUUUUAGUCUUUGUAUAUUUAUACCUUUUUUGGAUAAUGCUAAUUAAUUUUGUUAAUAGAGAUUUAAUCUAUCUUAUAUAUCAGCUGGGAGAGCAAUCAUCAUUACCUACUUGACACCAAGUAAAUUCAUUUCAUUAUUUUAGUAUUUAUAUCUCCAUUUAUUGGAUAUAUAGUUGAUAAGGUAGGUUAUAGAAGAAGAUGGAUGAUAUUGACAUCUUUACUCUUUAUUAUUUCCCAUUUAUUAUUUGCAAUAAUACCAACUCCUGAAGAUGGAUCACCAUAAUUUGCAGCUGUAGUUCCUUUGUUCUUAUUAGGAGUUAGUUAUGCAUUCUAUUCUUGUGUUAUGAUUCCUUGUGUUUAAUAUCUUGUUGAUUAAAGAAUCAUGGGUACUGCAUUUGGUUUGAUGGGUCUAUUUGAAAGUAUAGGAGCUUGCAUUUUCCCUUUAGUAUCUUCUUAAAUAUAUAACACUAAUGGUGAUUAUAGGUAAGUUGGAUUCUUUUAUAUGGGAAUUGGUUGUGUUAAUUUAAUCUUUGUAUUAACAUUAUAUUUUGUUGAUAAGAAAGGGAGUGAAGUACUGGAUAAAAUUAAUCCUUUAGAAGGGAAUAGUGAUAAGGAUUCAUCAUCAACUUCUGAUGAUUCUGUUGCUUCAGAUUUAACAGAUGAAGAUGAAAGAGAGUAUAUAGAGAUGAAAUCCAAUAUCAAUUCGUUAAAGUUACAACCAUUAGAAACUAACAGUGACACAAAAAGCGAACCAGGUGAUAUUAAGAUGUAGAGAUCUCUUAGCUUCGAAUAUUCAAUGCAAAUUACAAAAUUAGAUAAUUGA